UUAAACAGCUAGAGACGGUCCCGGUGUUUUUCAGUCUGGCUUUCGGUGUUCUGAUCGUCUGAACGGGUUUAUUUGUUACAAUAGAGCCGGUAACGGCGGACAACAGAGCAGAUGUCCGCGCAGGGCGACUGUGAGUUCCUGGUGAAGCGCGCGCGCGAGCUUGUGCCGCAGGACCCAUAUGCAGCUAAAGCCUGGCUGAUCACCGCGCGCACACUGUACCCUACUGACUUCAACAUACAGUAUGAGAUGUACAGUAUUGAGCGUAAUGCUGAGAGGACGACGUCUGCUGGCCGACUGCUGUACGACAUAUUCGUGAAUUUCCCCGAUCAGCCGGUGGUGUGGAGAGAGAUUUCUGUGAUCACUGCGGCCUUGAGGAACGACAGCCAGGACAAACAUGCACAGUUUCUCAAAGCUGUGUUUGAGACUCUUCCUGGGCAGGUUCAGUGUAAGAUGCUCCUGAAGGCCACAGAACAGUGUUUCAACACACUGGAGAAAGCAGAGAUGCUGCUGCUGCUACUUAAGAGGUUCCCGGAGUCUGUGGUGCAGCACGGGGUCAGUUUAGGAGAGUCUUUACUAGAGGCGGAGUCUGUGGAGGAUCAGGAGACGCCCGUCAACUGUUUCAGGAAGCUGUUUGUGUGUGACGUUCUGCCGCUGAUUCUCAAUAAUCCAGAGAUGUGUCUUCCUGUCAGUCUGCUCUAUAAAUACAUGCACAAAGCAGCAGAGUUUUACAUCUGUUACGUCACGCGGGAGCCCUCGGCGGAUGGACAGAUGCAGAGCUCACAGGAAGUGGGUGGUCUGAAGUCUCCUGGGCGUGGACGGGGCCAGCGGUGUGUGAUUGAUGGGCUGUCAGAGAAGGCGUCAGUGGUGACAGAGCCGUGGGAUAGGCUGCUGGAGAUGGUGGGCGUGGUCGGCUCGCUCUGUGAUUGGCAGGGAGAGAAAGGAAGCCGGUCGUACGCUGAGCUCCUGCAGCGUGUGUCAGAUCUCUGCAGGUUUUUAUCAGCUGCAGACACAGAGGGUUUCUCUCGCUGCUGCAGUCAGAUCGUCAGCUGCUGCACACUGGUGCUGUUUCACUGCGCCUUUCACUACGUCUCCGCAGUACAGCCCUCACUCUUCCAGGGUCACUUGUCUCUGAGUUCGGGUCCGUGGGUUCUGCUGGAGGAUCUGUCCAGUGUUUACGCUGAUGUAGAAGUGGAGAGAAAACACACACACAAGAAACGCAAACUGGCUGACGGACGAGAGAAGACCAUGAGCUCUGAUGAUGAGGACGUGUUGGCCAAAGGCAGAGGGCGGCACAUUGUGGUCAGUAAGUCGGAGAUGUUGAACUGGGCCGAGACGUUGGAUCAUUUCCGCACGGCCAGAGAGAGCUGGGAUCUGCUGCACUCACACCCGAGCCUGGAGGCCGAGUUUGCGAAGAUCUGCUCAGCGUGGAAAACUGAGAUGUGGUUGUGGUUUCGCAUUUUCCUCACAGAUAUGAUCAUAUAUCAGGGUCAGUACCGUAAGGCUCUGUCCAGUCUGGCUCUGAUGUCGUCACUGCAGCUCCAGCAGAACCAGAACUCUCUGCAGAGCAGCUCCAGCCUGGAGAACCACAGAGCCGUCAUCCAGCAGGCCUCCUGUCACUACGCCCUGGGGGAGUACAGGCUGGCGUGUGAGAAGCUUCUGGAGGCCGUCGGUGGUUUAAUGCCGCAGAACCAGGAGUUUGUGAAGAGCAUCGAUGAGCAGCGCAAACCCCGCAGCAAGACCAGGAGAGGUAAUGACCUGAGGCUCGUCCCCUGCACCAGUAAAUCCAUCCUUCCCUUCUGUCUUCAGCUCAUGCUGGCCUGUUUUAAACUGAGGGCUUUCACGGACAACAGAGACGACCUGGCUCUCGGUCAUGUGAUCGUGCUGCUACAGUUUGAUUGGCCGCAGGGUGAGAGUCUCUUCCUGAAGGCGGUGGAUAAGAUCUGUCAGCAGGGCAGCUUCCAGUACGAGAACUUCUUCAACUACGUCACCAACAUUGACAUGCUGGAAGAGUUUGCUUACCUGCGCACCACUGAAGGGGGGCGUGUCCAGCUGGAGCUGCUGCCCAAUCAGGGGAUGCUGAUCAAACAUCACACUGUGACCCGAGGAAUCACUAAAGGUGUGAAGGAGGAUUUCCGGCUGGCGAUGGAGCGUCAGGUGUCGCGGUGCGGAGAAAACCUGCUCAUGGUUCUGCACCGUUUCUGCAUUAAUGAGAAGAUCAUCCUCAUCCAGUCUUUACCCUGAUUAACCUCAUAUACCUGUGUGUGUGUGUCUUUUUUACUGAAGACGUUACUGACACCAUGAACCAAAAUAGAGGUAGGAUUUAAUUUCGGUUUCAAUUAGCAAACAUUAAAUAAAAAUAAUUCUGCAUUUCUUUAUUCUCUGCUUGUAAGAGGCAGAUUACCCCAUUUUGUACCAUUGUAAAAUAUGUCAUGAACUAGACUGUUUCUGUGUAAAAUAAUGUGUUGUUGGCAGCUCGUGAUAAAUAAAACUGUGUUUCUGUAA
This is a messenger RNA of Danio aesculapii, 2502 nucleotides long. RefSeq names its product integrator complex subunit 10 (gene ints10). Bases 112 to 2241 code for a protein of 709 amino acids. Gene Ontology annotation, biological process: snRNA processing. The record is from RefSeq and is a predicted model, not a curated record. Gene Ontology annotation, cellular component: integrator complex. NCBI's taxonomy places the organism in Eukaryota, Metazoa, Chordata, Actinopteri, Cypriniformes, Danionidae. The transcript has 17 exons.